AUGGCUGCGACAAGGCCUGUUCGGCCAAAACCCCUGGACUGGCAGGGUCCUUCCCAUUUGGAUGUGUUUCUUCGCAAUUUGAAGCUAUUGCAUCUAGAUCAACGGGAGGAGUGGCCCGGCAUAUCUCUCCGUACCUUGGCCCCGACAUCACAGAACCAACGACAACGAAUUCGACUGAUAGAAUGGGCCCUUUAUCACCUCUAUACCAUUUGGGAUCCGGAGGGUGCCCAAAAUAAACUCCGACCCUUCUUCCCCCCGUUAGAACCUCUACAGUCUGUCAACCUCCGCGCAGCCUUGUUUCGGUGCCUAGGUGAACUAAAGAAGAAUGGCGAUCUGGGAAGGGAGAUUGUCCUUCGCAAAACCAUGCUGGAUGAUUGCAAGGGCGAUAAAUUCGAGGAGCUACUCGCUGGCUUCUCCACCGCCGUUCUCCGUAAAGUUUUGGCGGUCUCCGUGGACGAGACGCUUGAGAAUCAUGUCAUAAAACUUUCGACUGCCACUGCCAUAACACCAACCGAUUAUCAGAAUCUCCUACCGCUCAUUCUUUCCCACCAAGUAUCUCUUGGUUCUAUAGGAGAACGCCAUGCCCGGGUUCGAGACGCGUAUCAUCGGUUCUCACAGCUACUAGAUGAUAAAAAGGUCGAACUUACUGGACGUGCGAAUCAAGAACCAGUUGAUGGCGUGAAUGAUAUACAGGGCGAUCCCGAGAGCUUGGUACGUGAGUUACAGACAAAUUGGCUGGGCAGCGAGGAAUGGGCCACUGCACUGCUCGAAGGCGGAUCACAAAGCAGCACGGACGCUUUUCUGGAACUCCCUUUCUCGGAGGCAUGGAUGCGGGCAACGAACUCGAAUGCCAGCGGUUUCAACAGUGGGUUGAAGCAGGACCUUGUCCUUGAUUUGGAGGCUCGUAUUGUACUCCAACGAAGUCGACUGCGCAAGUGGCAUGAAUACAAAAAGUCAAUCUCAAAGGAAAGAGACACCGACGAAAUUAGCACAGCCUCGCCUAAAGAGCCACGUGUGCUAUUCCGGGAUCACCAGUCUCUCACAGUUGCUAGUAUAUCUAAAGCUGUUCGCCAACCCGGGGAUCGCGGACGGACGUUGAAAGGGCCAGAGAAAUAUCUCCUAUCCUCUGUAAAUGAGGCCUUAUCCCGUAUCAACGGCAAAUCCCGCAUCAAGCCUGCAGUUCUCACACCGGAGGUGAAAACGAGUAGCAAACUACAUUUCAGAAGCUCAUCGAAGAUCGUCAGCUCGCCAUCAAGGGUGGCAGAAGACCACACCCCUGAUAUUCCACCAGACCUAGAAACUCCAGAGCUCCACCCCGAGCCCGAGCCCGAGCCCAAGCCACUUCCAGAAUCAGAGCAUAUUCAAUCCUCUCCCCAAAUCGUCCGGCUCUCCCCAGAUCCCCCCUCAUCGGAUGAAGAACCAGCCCCGGAACCCAUCAAGCGCACCCACACCUUAGCAGAGCGCACGCGCAGAUCAAUGUCUCUCCUUCCACCUGUGGCCCACGAAGCGCCACGGCCACGCCGCAGACCCCGCCCAUCUUUCCCGGUCAACCAGUUCGUGACUCCGCGGAAGACUUCUACACAAUCAGCUUGUUCGAGGGAAAUCUCACGUGCUUCAACCCCUCAGGAUCAGCUCUUUGAGGAAGAUGCUGAGUACGCGAGUGUCUUUAAGUCGCGGCCGCGCGUGGCACUUAGUCCUAUUUCGUCGCCGGCUGUGCAUGUCAGUCCCUCUUUUGAGGAGGAGGGUUUUGAAUUGGAUUAUGAGGAUGGGGAUAUGAGUGAGAGUAGUGAGUGGGGUGUCGAUUCGCCUCUGGCUGCUCCACGAUUGAGGGGCUAG
Molecule: messenger RNA, 1836 nt
Organism: Penicillium griseofulvum
Lineage: Eukaryota; Fungi; Ascomycota; Eurotiomycetes; Eurotiales; Aspergillaceae
Exons: 2
Coding region: 1-1836 (611 amino acids)
Biological process (GO): spindle assembly
Cellular component (GO): mitotic spindle microtubule; HAUS complex
Molecular function (GO): microtubule binding
Source: RefSeq, a predicted model, not a curated record